Messenger RNA from Lachnellula hyalina, 507 nucleotides. It is a transcript of the gene UBC13, whose product is annotated as Ubiquitin-conjugating enzyme E2. The record is from RefSeq and is a predicted model, not a curated record. Gene Ontology annotation, biological process: protein K63-linked ubiquitination; DNA damage tolerance. Gene Ontology annotation, molecular function: ubiquitin conjugating enzyme activity. Gene Ontology annotation, cellular component: nucleus. The transcript has 3 exons. Lineage: Eukaryota; Fungi; Ascomycota; Leotiomycetes; Helotiales; Lachnaceae. Bases 1 to 507 code for a protein of 168 amino acids.
AUGGCGGCUUUACCAAAGAGAAUCAUCAAGGAGACAGAGCGAUUAGCGAAAGAACCUGUUCCUGGUAUCAGCGCAGUUCCCCAUGAGGACAACCUCAGAUACUUCGAUGUUUCAAUCCAUGGUCCACAAACGUCCCCUUAUGAAGGUCGGGAUGGAACUGUAAAACACACCCAUGUGCACCUUUCUAAUGUUCAUGUAGGAGGUAUCUUCAAGCUCGAGCUCUUCUUGCCAGAUGACUAUCCUAUGACCCCACCAAAGAUCCGGUUCUUAACAAAGAUUUACCACCCAAAUAUCGAUAAGCUCGGACGCAUCUGUCUAGAUGUCCUCAAGAGCAACUGGUCCCCGGCCCUCCAAAUUCGCACUAUCCUCCUCUCGAUCCAAGCCCUUCUAGGUGCCCCAAAUCCCGAUGACCCACUUGCACCGGAUGUAGCCAAAAGAUGGAAGGAAGACCAAGAAGGAGCGAUUGCAACGGCCAAGGAAUGGACGAGAACUCACGCCAUGACUUGA